AUGCCUUCCCCGGAUCUGCCCGCUACGGACACUUCAGAAAUAGUGUCGCCAUCCGAGGAGAAUCCUACGGAUACGCGCAGGCUCGGGCUGAAGUUCCUCCUUCAAACACUUGCACUCUCCUUGACCUUAUCCAACUGCAUGGCAUGCUCAGUGGCCUGCGGCUACGCGGCAGCACACUUCCUGCUCCGGGUCACCAGCCCUCCGUGGCUCGACCCCUCCGGGGUGUUCAAGUCCGCGUCGCUCCUGGGCACCGCCUUCACAACGAGACACGGCGGUUGGCUCAUCUACAUCCCCCGCGGGCUCAUCGCACCCUUCGUUCCGCUCGCAUCCGCUAGCGAGCACAAGCCCUCCCCUGCCGGAUCUGACGAACGCACCGCGGAGGUCAGGCGGUGGUGGGCGCGCGUCACUGCCCCGGUUCCCCCGUGUGUCGUGCGCGUCUUUGACCUUGGGCUGAUCAUGGCAGCAGGUCCGCUUGGAGCCUUGUUGCAGGAUGGGAGAGAUGUGUAUGGUGAGGUGGGUUUGGACCCUUGGCAUGCUACCAAAGCAAGUGUGGUAGUGUGCGUGCUCGCCAUGGCCACGUCGGAGGCCGGUGGGUGGAUGCUGAGGUGCCGCUCGAAGAGAUGCACUACGGGUGUUACGGACCAGAAGAAUCGGGAGACUGAGCAGAUGGAGAAGGGGCUCGAGCACGAUGACUCACCUAAGCGACUGGAGCCUUAA
Molecule: messenger RNA, 717 nt
Organism: Dichomitus squalens LYAD-421 SS1
Lineage: Eukaryota; Fungi; Basidiomycota; Agaricomycetes; Polyporales; Polyporaceae
Exons: 1
Coding region: 1-717 (238 amino acids)
Source: RefSeq, a predicted model, not a curated record